AUGGGUGUGAACGGCCUCUGGACCGUGGUGCAACCAUGCGCACGCCCAACCAAUCUUGCAACUCUCAAUCGCAAGCGCCUUGCCGUCGAUGCCUCCAUCUGGAUAUACCAAUUUCUCAAGGCGGUCCGUGACAAAGAGGGCAAUGCGCUGCGCAACUCCCACGUCGUCGGCUUCUUUCGUCGCAUCUGCAAGCUGUUAUGGUUUGGCAUCCAGCCCGUCUUCGUCUUUGACGGAGGCGCACCGGCGCUCAAGAGAGCCACCAUCCAGAAGCGGCAGAGAAGACGUGAGGGUCGGAGAGAUGAUGCCGUUCGAACUGCAGGAAAGCUUCUAGCCGUGCAGAUGCAGCGAAUCGCUGUUGAAGAAGAGGAGAGGCGAAAGCGAGCAGACAAUAGUGACUUUGCAGCAAGAGAGGAGGAAGCCUUGCGUGAAGAAAUUCCCGACCCCAGUAAAAUUGCCUACGUCGAUGAGAUUGGCAUGACGCAAAAGGAAAAGAUGCAGUCCCGGCGCUUUCAUAAGCAGGAUGCCUAUCAUCUUCCGGAACUCGAUGGCGGUAUCGCAUCCAUGGCUAAACCAGAUGAUCCACGAAUUAUGAGCAUCGAGGAAUUAGAAGAGUAUGCGCGACAGUUUCACAACGGCGAGGACAUCAACCUCUAUGAUUUUAGCAAGAUUGAUUUCGAUGGUGACUUUUUUAAGAGCCUGCCGCCUCCUGACCGCUACAACAUAUUGAAUGCAGCCAGAUUGAGGAGCAGGCUUAGAAUGGGUCUUAGCAAGGAUCAGUUAGACGACAUGUUUCCUGAUCGUAUGGCAUUCUCCAGAUUUCAAAUUGAACGAGUCAAGGAGAGAAACCACCUCACACAGAGGCUGAUGUAUGAGGUUGGCAUGACAGGUACAGACUUGACGCUUGGUGUCAAUGCUCGUGUUGCGGGAGAGAAGGAUCGUGAGUACAUUUUGGUGAAAAAUGACGGCGUGGAAGGUGGAUGGGCAUUGGGUGUCGUCAGCAAGGAAAAGGACAUGGGUGAAGCCCAUAAGCCUAUUGACGUCGAUGCUAUUCAGGUUCAGUAUCAGACCAAGGACGAACAAGACGCCGAGGAAGAAGACGAUGAUGAUUUUGAGGACGUCCCCAUUGAAGGAUUGAAUCGACUACCGAAGCCGGCGCCUUUUUCCACAGCCGCAAGCUUACAGGCCGCUCAGGAGAUUGCUGCGCGAAGGCAACAAUAUUACAGUGGUCGGAAGGAUCGGUCAGUAGAAGGAGAAGAUGGUGAGGACUCGCUGUUCGUUGGGGGAAAUACGGGAGAGACCCUCCCUGUUAAUGAGACGACCGGGGAGGAGGCUCUACAUCCUGAGGAGGAAGACGAUUUGAACCGGGCCAUUGCCAUGUCUCUCAAAAACCAGCACGAGCUCGACAAUGAGUCUGAGAAUGACGAGCCAUUCGAAGACGUGCCUGUAAAUCAACCGGAAUGGGCACAAAAAGCUGUCGAUGCGCCAAGACCCAUUAUUGGCAAAGGGGGGUCCAUGAUCGCUCACAUCGUGAAUAAUCGAGCAAAUGCCUCUGUGCCGAAGCGCAAGGAGGAAAAGGAUACAGCCGACAGCGACAGCGAGGACGACAUGCAGACCUUGCUGGCCAAGUCACGAGUGACUAAACGAGCUCAGCCGAAACCUGUCUUUGAGAACAAGAAAAAUCCAUUUGAUGGGCCACUGCCGUUUCCAAAACUAGACUGGGGUUCAUCUCUGUUUUCGAAACGUCCCGCAGAGAGAGACACCAACAACGAUGUUGGUGCCAGUGCUGGCAUAAUAGGUGACAAGACUGCUGAGGAUGACAUGGCUGGCGGGUUCGUGGUCGACAAGCAGGCUGACGAUGAACCCGCUCCAUUACCUCCUUGGCUAGCCAAUGAUACGGAUAUAAGAGACUCUCUGAAAAAACAACAAGAUAUAGAGCGGGAGAUUAAUGCAGAGGACAAAAUGGAGGCUGAGGAGGAAGAACGCCUUCGACGGAAAGAGUUCAAUGACAGGUUGAUUGAGAUCGAUUCGUCUUCUGAUGAUGGCAGUGAUAUUCAGAUUAUUGAGAUUCCUCCCUCACCAACACCCGUCCCAGCUGUUCUGGAUGGUGAUGAGACCAGGGGCAAAGAGGAGGGAGAUGAUGAGGCUUUGGCGACAUCAGAGUCGCCGGAGCCAGAGUUUGAAGAUGUCCAAACUCCUCAACCCUCCAGAGAAGUCGACACAACUGAACUACACAAGGACUCGGAGUCCCCAGAGCCGGUUUUUGAAAACGUUCCCCCAGCAGAAGCCUCCAGUAGGACUCCAAUGAAAGUAAGCCUCAAUAAUACCUCGUCAUCUCCCAUAUUUGAGGAUGUGCCAGCAAUGGGUGCGCAAGUGUCAAACGCCGCCAACGCCACUACUGAUCCCGAUGAUCCCUUUGCGGACCUCGAAUACGAUGAAUUCAGUGACCCUGAAGACGAGGCACUCAUGGCUCAAAUGGCCGAAGAAGCCGAAGAACAUGCUCGUUUCGCCAGCGAACUCAACAACAAGUCUGCAGAGCAGAAUCGGGAAGACUACGAAAAGGAGCUGCGGCAACUUCGCAACCAACAGAAGAAAGAUCGACGCGAUGCAGACGAAGUCACGCAAGUCAUGAUUACCGAAUGUCAAGCUCUGCUCCGACUCUUUGGCAUUCCCUACAUCACAGCCCCCAUGGAGGCUGAAGCCCAGUGUGCAGAGCUCGUGACGCUAGGAAUAGUGGAUGGAAUUGUCACGGAUGACUCUGAUACAUUCCUCUUUGGAGGCACCAGGGUGUACAAGAACAUGUUUAACAGCAACAAGUUCGUAGAGUGCUACAUCAGCAGCGACUUGGAAAAGGAGCUAUCCCUCUCUCGAGAUCAAAUGAUCUCACUCGCACAACUACUGGGGUCCGAUUACACCGAGGGCCUACCCGGUGUUGGACCCGUCACCGCCGUCGAAAUUUUAUCAGAAUUCCCUGGGAAAACUGGUCUAGAAAACUUCCGCGAGUGGUGGACCGCUGUGCAGUCACAGUCCCGUCCCAAAGAGGCAGAUGCCUCGUCGCCGUUUCGCAAGAAAUUCCGCAAGGCACAAGCCACCAAACUUUUUCUGCCACCGGGGUUCCCUAACCCUGCUGUCUACGACGCGUACUUACAUCCCGAAGUGGAUGAUUCGGCUGAGCCGUUUCAAUGGGGUGUCCCUGAUUUAGAAGGGCUGCGAAGAUUCCUCACGGCGACUAUUGGAUGGAGCAAAGAGCGGACUGACGAGGUGUUGGUCCCCGUGAUAAGAGAUAUGAAUAAGCGGGAUAUUGAAGGAACGCAGAGCAAUAUCACGAGGUAUUUUGGCGGUGGUGUAGGUGUUGGUGCGAAGGAGGCGUUUGCUCCGAGGGCGAAUAAGGUCAAGGGGAGUAAGAGGAUGGCGGCUGCGGUUGAGAAAUUGAGGGCCAAUGUGGGAGACGAGUCUGGAGAGGGCUCGAGUAAGAGGAGGAGAAGGGACCUUGUUGAUGAGUAG
Molecule: messenger RNA, 3501 nt
Organism: Pochonia chlamydosporia 170
Lineage: Eukaryota; Fungi; Ascomycota; Sordariomycetes; Hypocreales; Clavicipitaceae
Product: DNA excision repair protein (rad2)
Exons: 1
Coding region: 1-3501 (1166 amino acids)
Biological process (GO): nucleotide-excision repair
Cellular component (GO): nucleus
Molecular function (GO): DNA endonuclease activity; single-stranded DNA binding
Source: RefSeq, a predicted model, not a curated record